Messenger RNA from Cynara cardunculus var. scolymus (artichoke), 492 nucleotides. RefSeq lists its product as uncharacterized. The record is from RefSeq and is a predicted model, not a curated record. NCBI's taxonomy places the organism in Eukaryota, Viridiplantae, Streptophyta, Magnoliopsida, Asterales, Asteraceae. The transcript has a single exon. The coding region runs from base 1 to 492 and encodes 163 amino acids.
AUGAAAGCAGCCCAAGAUCGACAUAAAUCUUAUGCCGACAAACGACGACGACCGAUUCAGUUUGAAGUGGGAGAUAUGGUGAUGCUGAAAGUAUCACCUUGGAAGGGAAUUCUACAGUUUGGUAAGAAAGGGAAGUUGAGUCCAUGUUUCGUUGGACCCUUUAAAAUCCUUGAAUGUAUUGGAAAACAAGCCUAUCGUUUGGAGUUGCCAGAAGAACUCUCUGGUAUUCAUGACGUUUUCCACGUUAGCUAUCUAAGGAAAGGCUUGGGUAAGCAUGAGAAGACCGUUCCUUUGGCCGAGGUCAAGUUGGAUAAAAUAUUGAGGUACAUAGAAGAACCCGAGGCCAUUCUUAAUGAAAGAAUCGUUAAUCUACGAAACAAGAUCGUAGAUUUGGUCCUCGUUAAAUGGAAGCAUCACCGUGGUCCGAAUUGGACGUGGGAGAACAAAGAUGAAAUGAAGGCUAAGUAUCCGGAGUUAUUUGAGAGACCUUGA